Molecule: messenger RNA, 1246 nt
Organism: Pseudogymnoascus destructans
Lineage: Eukaryota; Fungi; Ascomycota; Leotiomycetes; Thelebolales; Thelebolaceae
Exons: 2
Coding region: 269-1246 (325 amino acids)
Source: RefSeq, a predicted model, not a curated record
UAUGAGAUGAAGCAUUCGCCCGAGUCCGAGUCCUGAUUCUUGACGCUCAUUGGCUAGGAGGAGGAGAAUCUUAGUAUCUCUAUAUUCGCUUCGCUAGGCGCUAGGCGCUAAGACGUUCUCAGAGGAUUUGGGCCUCGAUAUUGCCUAAUCGGGAAGUCAUGUACCUUUGUACGUUUAGUAUAUAACGACUGCUUAGUCGCCCGCCCGGCGAUGACCGCCCACAAACACCGACGGCCACAUUUCGAAAGACCGACAGCGACUGCCCGCCAUGGCCGACGAAGAGGAUAUCAUCAUCGAUGUCCAAGGCUAUCUGAGCAUUACCGACAUGCCGGCCUACAACCCUCCAUACCCUCCUCACGCCAACACCGGCAUUCCCCUCCGGCCUCUCGCCGCCGCCGCCGCCACCCCAGCACCCCCUCCGCCAUCUGGGUGGGAGGCACCGUCCUCCUGGGACAUCAUCCGCCGCCUCUCCUUCAACCCGUUCUCAGCACCACCCCCAGCCACGGUCCCAGUCCCCCAGCGCCCAGCACCAACUCCCCCAGCACCAACUCCCCCAGCACCAACUCCACCAGCACCAACUCCCCCAACUGCCUGCACCCCUUCUCCCUCCGCCGCCCCUUGCACCCCUUAUCCUCCACCACCUCCCCGAACCCCGAGCCCGGCUCACCCCCGCCCGUCCGCCUCCACCCGCCGCACGAACGCCGCCGAUGUCGCCCGCCAAAUGGCGGCUCUCCACGUCUUGAAUCGGUUCGCGUCCAACCGCGAGGCCGCUGAUGCAUCCGACGCCGCCGCAUCGGCCUUCUCCGCUCACACCAUCGCAUCGGCUCCCGACCCGGCCGCAGCCGAAGAAGAAGCCACCGAAGCCGAGAAGGCCUUCCACCGCGAGCUCGCCCUCUCCAUGCUCGAAGGAAACACACUCGCCUGGCCCGAUGGACGCCCCGUGACCCGCGACGGAGGCCCCCUGCGCAUCGCGGGCCUGGUCGCACUCGCCACUGGAGAGCCCGAGGAGUCCGAACAGUCGUGGGCGGAUUGGUCCAGGGAGAAUCGCUGGUGGUUACCAGUUGUGUGGGGUGGUGGUGGUGGCGAUCCCAACUUCCGCUACUUUGAUCAUGGCUUUGAGGCUGGUGCCGAGCCGGCUUGCUUUGCCUGGGGAUGCUGGUACUGCGACUGUGGCCCGGGCUGCUGCAAUGGUGGUGGCAGAUCCGCCAGGAACAGGCGCGCGUGGACGCCGGGAAACUUGGAUUGA